GUGAAUUUCUUUAACGGCAGGUCUAGGCGUGACGGAUGGAUCUCGGAAUAUUAAUGAAAAACAAAAAUAUAAAUGACUCCGGACAUUGGACAUGAAGAAUAAUUAAUUAAAGUAUUUUAGAUGUGCGGCAAACAAUAACCCAGUCGAUCUGGGAAAGUGGUAGUAGAAGUUUCUUACAAAUAAUCAAUGGCUAUUCAAAGUUUACUAAGCCAAAACAAACAAAACUUCGAUCUACUAACUCCUUCCUGUAAACACCUGUUGCUCUUCCUGUUAAAGAGUUUUUGUUUGAUUCUUAUACUUCGAAGUGCCAGUGCGGACUGGCUGAUGGAUUGUGGAAACUGUAACUGCAAAUGGAACUCCGGUAAAAAGACGGCCGAUUGUCGCAACUUGAGUCUCAGUGGAGUGCCAGAAUACCUCAGUCCGGAAGUUCAAGUACUGGACUUAUCACACAAUCACAUAUUUUAUCUGGAGGAGAACGCCUUUUCUACGAAUCACUUGCAGAAUCUGCAGAAGCUACUGAUACGAAAUGGAACACUGAAACACAUCCACCAGCAAAGUUUCACCCAACUGAAUAUUUUGAUUGAGCUUGACUUGUCCCAUAAUCUACUUAAAGAACUGCUACCCAAUGUCUUCGACUGUCUGUCCAAAGUGAGGGCUUUAUUCUUAAAUGGCAACCUAAUACAAACAAUACGGAGUGGGGUCUUUCGUAACCUCAAGUAUCUGCACAAGAUCGAACUGAAGAGUAACCGCCUGAUGAGUAUCGAUGUACAGGCUUUCGUGGGAGUUCCGCUUCUAUCACAGAUAUAUCUCGACAAUAAUGAGCUGAAGAAACUGAGAGUGGAAAGUUUUCAAGGGCUCAGUAAACUAACAGCUUUAUCUUUGGUCGAAAAUCCCUGGAAUUGUACCUGCGAUCUUCAGUUGUUUCGCAACUACGUUAUAGACAUGAAUCUAUAUACCCCACCCACAGCCUGCCAUUAUCCUUUGCAACUUCGUGGUCGACUGUGGAUCGAGGAUGAACCAGAGGCAUUUGCCUGUAAGCCCAAGAUAGUGUAUCCCACACUCGGUACUUCCAUCAACACUUCCAAGGAGAAUGUAACGCUGAUAUGCAGGGUGCAUGGAUCUCCCAAUACGGUCGUUGCCUGGGAUUACAACAAUCAAGUAUACGAGUCGCGCUCUAAGCCGGCAAAAUUUCAACAAAAGCAGCACAUUUAUAUAGAAAUGUUGCGGGAAAAUGAACCAAAGGUUCAGAGUUUCGGAAACCAUGUGUUCGUAUCACGUCUCACCAUAGUGAAUGCCAAGAAAAGCGAUGAGGGCAUUUAUACAUGUCUAGCUGAGAAUCCUGGAGGCAAGGAUUCGGUGCACAUAAGCGUGGUGGUGCAAAAGGACAUGCCGCGAAUUCCUUUGAUCGACACCAACAUCUUUGCCAUAAUUUGUAUGAUAGCAAUAGGAUUUCUUUGUAUGUCCAUAUUUCUGUCGCUGGUAACAUGCUUGAUUUUCAAGCGUUUCAAGCAAUUUCAUCCCAAUCAGCAUCCGUAUUUGCAACCAACCAGUUUUCCCGCCCAGGAGUUCGGAAGCGAGGAUACUAAUGGAAUUAGCGCCUUAAGCUCUGGAGUUAUUCAAGGAAGAAAAAUGGGGCUAGAUCAAUUGAAUGCUGCCAAUGGAGCAUCUAGUAAAAGCUACUCCUUAUUUAAAUCCCCAAGUUCUAAUGACAACGAAAUGUACCAAGACGAUCAACUUACAACGAGAAGAAAUGAAGGCGUGAGAUUAAAUAGAAAUAGUUACUUUGAAUACCUUGACAAUCAGGCAGCUCACACAUCAUCAGACAAUUGUGGUGUUAAAAUCAACGCAGAGCGCAAACCGAAAGACAAGCUCAAUGGGAGUCCUCAAAGCUUCGAUGUUAAGAGUUGUACGAUUUCAACAGGAAGCUCUAAAAGAACCGGCAAAAUCGAUGAACAUCAACCGGACCUUUUGUCCUCAAAUGACCCCACUGCCCUUAACAUAGUUAAAAACAAUGAAGAACUUUCGGGUCCACCAAACCAAUCAAAAAUUAAUUCCCGCAGCAAGUACAAUACCAAUGUGCAAAAGUACCUAAAGGAAAAGUACGGCAGCAUUCGAAUAAAUGAUAAUAGCAAUAAAAAGGAACGGCAGUCUCGUAGUGCCGACAUGGUCAAACCACCGACAGCUGCAAAACCACCAUAACCUCCGAUGUCAUUUGAAUUAAGUCUGUCCCCGGAUUUGGAAUCUUAAUCAUCAACGUCACACCCUACCUCUUUGAGUCCUUAACAAAAAGGAUUUAGUAGAUUCACACUUGAUACAUAAUCAAGAAAAAUGUACCUCGCCUUAUUUCUGGUAGUUAUUGAUGUAUUUUAAACCGUAAAUAUUAUAAGAAUAUUUAUUUACAUGAUUCUAAGUGUUUUAGCCCACACACUAAAAGUGAACAAAAAACGAAAUAAUAAAGUUUUAGGUGAUGCC
Messenger RNA from Drosophila ficusphila, 2472 nucleotides. RefSeq names its product leucine-rich repeat-containing protein 24. NCBI's taxonomy places the organism in Eukaryota, Metazoa, Arthropoda, Insecta, Diptera, Drosophilidae. Bases 187 to 2199 code for a protein of 670 amino acids. The transcript is spliced from 4 exons. Gene Ontology annotation, molecular function: protein binding. The record is from RefSeq and is a predicted model, not a curated record.